AUGCGAGUUGCCAGUAUCCUCUGGAUUGUCUUCGGUCACUGCAUCGUCCCUUAUGGAAACAGCGGGGCACGAGCAACGAAGAUGUUAGUUAUGGGUGAUGAAAUUGCUUCGUGUAUCAUAACAGCCGGAUUUCUGGCCGUUGAUACCUUCUUUUUUAUGAGCGGGUUCCUUCUCGCCUACAACAUCCAGCGGCAAAAGGCUAACAGAUUUUUUAUUACCAUCAUUGCCAUCGUGCGACGCUACAUUAGAACCAUUGUACCCAUAGUAGGCGUUAUUGCUUGUUUGUAUUUGGUUCCUGUGGUUGCUUCCGGUCCGGGCGUGGUCGGAAUGAUGAACAGGUUGAAUGAAGAGAUGGACAACCACUGGCUUGAACUGCUUCUGCAAGUGCGGAACUUCGGUAAAAAACUGCAAAACACGUCCAGCACUGCCCAUUUGUGGUAUGUCUCGGCGGACUUCCAGCUGUUUGUGAUAGCACUUCUGGUCUGCGUGUGCUUCAAAGGGUAA
Molecule: messenger RNA, 504 nt
Organism: Ixodes scapularis (black-legged tick)
Lineage: Eukaryota; Metazoa; Arthropoda; Arachnida; Ixodida; Ixodidae
Exons: 5
Coding region: 1-504 (167 amino acids)
Molecular function (GO): acyltransferase activity, transferring groups other than amino-acyl groups
Source: RefSeq, a predicted model, not a curated record